AUAGACCCCUACAAACUAUCUCAAUCAUAGACAAAAUGAAGGCGUUUUUGAUCUUUGUGGCACUUUUCGCUAUUGCUUUGUGCAAAUCGGUUAACGUAACCGAAGUGAAGGAAACAAAACGUGAUCAUAAUAUAGAUGUGUGUCAGAAUCAAUAUGCGAAUAUAUUGGUUUUACGAACAGAAAUAACGGUACGUCCAGGUGAUGGUGUAGUUAGCAGAACUGUAAUCUGGCCGGAUGGGGGAGCAGUUAAUAAAAGAAGAAUUACUUGCAUCCUGGUACAAGACCGUGUUGAAAACGGACUAGGCGGAUAUGCGUCAUUAAAACGUGGGGGUUUGGGACAAUACGAAGUAGAAAUUUUGUUAGAGUCACAACCAUCACUUGGUUUUGACUUUCUGAUCACAAUUUACACUGAAUGAUCCACAUACAUAAUAACAAAUUUUGUAGUAUACAAUUAUAAUAUUAUAUACGUAAUAAAAACAUUUAAA
Molecule: messenger RNA, 485 nt
Organism: Aethina tumida (small hive beetle)
Lineage: Eukaryota; Metazoa; Arthropoda; Insecta; Coleoptera; Nitidulidae
Product: probable salivary secreted peptide
Exons: 3
Coding region: 36-416 (126 amino acids)
Source: RefSeq, a predicted model, not a curated record